AUGGGAUGUGGUGGAUCAAAGAAUACAAACACCAAAGAUGCAACCGAAUAUGACGACGAGGACUACGACGCUUACUCGCCAACGAAUAAAACCAGCACGCAAAACAGUCCCCGAAGACAUUACAACAAUAACACCAACUAUGGAAACUACAACAGCAACACAGGUUCGCCCUAUCGUUCAGGAGGUACACAGACAAGUCCUGUGUCUAAAUAUGCUCUCAACAACAAUGGGUCAGCGGACGAGUUCCCCGAGGCUAACGAUAAACAAGGCUAUAAGAGAAGAAUACGAAAUGAUUUAAUACGGGCGACAUCUGGUUCAAAAAUAGAGGAUAUAGAAAAAAACAUUGAAAAGUUUGAGAAGAAUCACAUGGAAGAUUGCGGGGACUUGACAAGGGCUAAAGAGAGACUUCAGUAUCUCAAACUGAAGAGAGACCUCAGAGACGCCAUUAGAAGAAGUAACGCUGGUGUGCUGGAGAGGACGAUUGCAGAAGCAGAGAAUUCUCGAUACGCAGGCCAACUGCGACCUCAGAUAGAGGCGGCUGAGAGAAAGCUGGAGCAUUUAAGAGAACUGAAUAAGUACAGCCAUGAUAUAUUAACGAUGGACCAGGCAACGAUCUCUGAGAUUCACAGCUACCACAGACCACCUGCCUGUGUGCAUGAUGUCAUGGCAGCCUCGUACAUGUUGUUAGGUCAUGAUGAAUCCACCUUGCGGGACUGGUCAUACCUGCAGUCUAUGGCUGGAAAAGUUGGUAAAGAUAGCCUGAUACAUGCGGUCCGUGAGUUCGACUCCAGCAACGUGGAUGAGGCAACAGCGAAGAGAGUCAGAGAAAUUCUCAACUACCAUGAUCUGGGGGAGGUUCGAGUGGCCAGUAAUGGAGCAGCGACCUUCCACGUUUGGGCGUCCAACAUCGUCGACAAGAUAGACAAGGACCGUGAGGAGGAAAAUAAAAGAAGACAACAGACUUGA
Molecule: messenger RNA, 966 nt
Organism: Candidula unifasciata
Lineage: Eukaryota; Metazoa; Mollusca; Gastropoda; Stylommatophora; Geomitridae
Source: the annotation of a GenBank genome assembly